UUGUAGACUCAAAAGUUAAACGAUGUGUUCGUACUAUCUUAAUGCGUAUUCAGUUUACAAUUGUCUGUGGUGCUGUAUCAUUACCUACCAUUCCAUAGAUCGCACAGUGCGUGUGCAGAGUUUAACAUAACGCUGUAAAAUAAUGUUAUUUUUCACCAACCGUUUGUGCACCGUCGUGACUGUUAUGCUUUUACGCGCAAGUGCACAAGGAUUGAAGUUCUGUUGCAAUGAGCCCGACAGCCGAUGCACCAUAGAGGAGUGGAACCCAUCAGAGGAAGGAUAUUUCUUUCUCAACCAUAUGCCAAACGGUACACAUGUAAUAAAAAUUGUGAACCUGCAGAACGUAUUGCUGGAGGCGAAAUUGUGCAGCACAGUGGUACAGUUUGUCAACAGUCUUUCAGUCGAGAAUUCGCCCAAGCUCGGUAUCGUUAUCAUACCGGCUACAUGUACCAUAGAGACACUGAUCAUGUUCAAAACUGGCGUGCGAAUCAUUCACUUCGAGAAAAAUAGUGCCAUAAUAAGUGUGACCAUUAGGAACAGUCCCAUAACGAAUAUUCCGGCCACGCUUCUAACGCUGCCCGCCAUCCAGCACAUACUGCUCGAGUACACAAAGAUCGCGAGUAUUGAUCUGAGUUGGUUUUAUCCGCUGAAGGGUUUAGCAACACUGAAACUAGUGAAGAGCAACUUGCAAGUCGUACACGGGGAAGGCAGUACGAACGUCACCACCGGCUUGAACGUGAUAAACUUGAGCUACAACUCGCUGAGAGCCCUCAAUCUGAACGGGUUCGCACCGUUCGCCGAACUGACGCAGCUUGUGUUAGCGCACAAUAAGCUCGAAUCACUCACCGGUGCGUUAAACAUUCCGGCCCUUACCGGUCUUAUGUUGAAUCACAACCGCCUUAAGCAGCUGGACGCGUGCCAAUGGAAUGACACGCAGCGAUUGCAGGGCAUUACACUGGCACAUAAUUACCUUCGUCAAGUGCCGGCAUGUUUGGAGCGAUUCGCUAGCUUAGCGCACGUCGAUCUGAACCACAACCGAAUCGGCUACGUUCGGUGGGAAGAUUUACAGCAGCUGCCCAAGCUUGCAUCGAUAGAUUUAUCGUUUAAUCGUAUCACCGCAAUACCGGCCGACCAAGCCCAAUAUCCACCGCUGCUCAAGCAGCUGGAUCUGUGCGGAAAUCCGAUCGGGGUUGUUACCAUACCGGACGGAUUAAAUGACAGUAUUCAUGUGACAGUUGUUUGACUCUAUUUGUCAGUGCAGCAUUAGUGCAUCCGCGGGUCCGACAGUCAAUGCAAAAUUGUCUAAAAGAGGUUUGUUUCAUCGCUCAGUAGAUACAGAUUCAAAGCUUUGCAAACAAUGGAGCAUUAUGGAGGAAUACAUUCAGGGGCAUUAAGUAAAAACGUAUGCAAUUCGCAUUACAAAAUAGUCAAACGUGUUAUCUCUGCUAUUUGUAGCAUACAUUUAGGCACCAAAGGUGUAUAUUCUUAUAAUUUGCAGCAAAA
Molecule: messenger RNA, 1503 nt
Organism: Anopheles merus
Lineage: Eukaryota; Metazoa; Arthropoda; Insecta; Diptera; Culicidae
Product: toll-like receptor 9
Exons: 2
Coding region: 143-1243 (366 amino acids)
Molecular function (GO): protein binding
Source: RefSeq, a predicted model, not a curated record